Messenger RNA from Pelobates cultripes (western spadefoot toad), 363 nucleotides. NCBI's taxonomy places the organism in Eukaryota, Metazoa, Chordata, Amphibia, Anura, Pelobatidae. The record is from the annotation of a GenBank genome assembly.
AUGUCCAAGUUGGGCCCAAUUAGUAAUUUUCCCUCCCUGGCGUCAUGUGACUCGUUAGUGUUACAAGGUCUCAGGAGUGUUAUCGCUCUCACACUCUCUCAUACUGGUCACUGGAAGUUCAACAUGGCACCUCAUGGCAAAGAACUCUCUGAGGAUCUGAAAAAAAGAAAUGUUGCUCUACAUAAAAUUGGCCUAGGCAACAACAAGAUUGCCAAGACCCUGAAACUGAGCUGCAGCAUGGUGGGCAAGACCUUACAGCGGUUUCACAUGACAGGUUCCACUCAGAACAGGCCUCGCCAUGGUCGACCAAAGAAGAGUGCACAUGCUCAGCAUCAUAUCCAGAGGUUGUCUUUGAGAAAUUGA